Schistosoma haematobium is the source of this 5531-nucleotide messenger RNA. Its product is annotated as Heat shock protein 83. Gene Ontology annotation, biological process: protein stabilization; cellular response to heat; protein folding. Gene Ontology annotation, cellular component: plasma membrane; cytosol; protein-containing complex. Gene Ontology annotation, molecular function: ATP-dependent protein folding chaperone; ATP hydrolysis activity; ATP binding. Lineage: Eukaryota; Metazoa; Platyhelminthes; Trematoda; Strigeidida; Schistosomatidae. The transcript has a single exon. The coding region runs from base 3273 to 5153 and encodes 626 amino acids. The record is from RefSeq and is a predicted model, not a curated record.
GGGUUCAUGAGUUUUUGUCCGUAAGGAAUUGCCGUCGGUAGACAGCGUAAAAAGACGGGAAGCCGAAAAUGAACUACAACCUAGGUUAGACGCUGGCGAAAAGAACAUAAAAAUUGUAAACUUUUGGAUUGUGAGGCCUCAACAGAGAAUGAUAAGGAAGCCACUCUGAGUGUAGCACGAAACCAUUUAAAUAGGUUUCGGAUCUGUUACACUAAUGCCCGAAGCUUACUCAAUAUGCGAUCGGAACUAGGUGUACAGAUUGACUCUACCAAGCCAGAUAUCGCAGUCACAGAAACUUGGCUGACGCAGCCUACAGAUAGUAUGGGACUUGAUUUUGAGGGCUUUAGGUUGGUAAGAGCCGAUAGAAUCCAGAAGCGUAAAGGGGGAGCAGCUCUAUUCAUUAGGAAUGCUAUCCCAUUUGCCAUUAUCGACAGUGUAUAGCAUGAGAGUGGGACGUGUGAAUUAGUUAUUUGCCGCUUGAAAUGCAAGGGAUAAGAGCUGCUGAUUGGCUUGGUCUAUCGCAGUCCAGGCCGUGAGGUAAAUGAGGUCUUGCUAAGCAGUCUCAAUACUUGGUCAUGAAGUGGUCGAUGUCUAGUUCUAGGGGACUUUAAUACACCUAUGGUAGACUGUGAAAAUCUGCUAACUGAAUCGUCAGAAAAUUCCUUCGAGCAGGAACUAGUUGAUGCGGUUAUCACAUGUGACCUGGUGCAACAUGUGAAAGAAGCGACUAGGUACAACCCGGACGCUGAAUCAUACUUACUAGAUCUUAUACUGACUCACUAUGAGGAUGACGUUGCGAACCUCCAUUAUAUGCCACCCCUAGGUAAAAGUGAUCACGCAGUUUUAACUUUCGACUUCCAUAUAACUGUCAAACACGUCAAACACGCGUUAACUCAAUCCAGACCUAACGUCUGGAAAGCAAACAUACCAGAUAUCAUGCACUCAGCAUCGUUAGUAGAUUGGACAAUAGACCCAGAGUCCUCAAUUGAAACGGCUUGGGACGCGUUUCGAAAUUUAUACUUAAAAGUUACCGCACCCCACAUCCCUUGGACCAUACCAAGGGGGCCGACAAACUCUCCACCAUGGUUCAGUAAGGAGGCUCGCGACCUCUGUAAGAGGAGAAAAAUGUGGGAUAGAUUCAGGUUACUGGGGUCUGAGACAAAAUCUCAGUAUCGAAAAGCUUAGAAUGCCUGUGCCUCCACCCUCUGUAAAUCUAGAAAGUUGUACGAAGAAAAAAUCGCCAAGGAAUAUCCUAAUCAAAGGACAAAAAGAAGAGGACAUAUUCCAGCACUAUGGAGAGACAGUACUGCCGCAUCAUUAGUGGAGGACGACUUUGGUAAGGCUCAAGUGUUCUCGAACUACUUUAGCAAUGUAUAUACCGUAGAAAAGCCCUUCCCGUGAGUCCAUACAAACCCACACACACACACACACACACACACUGGACAGCGUGACCAUUAAAGAUCUGGAUGUGUUUGGUCUGCUGAAUAGGCUUAACAUAGGUAAAUCCACGGGACCCGACGAACUGCAUCCCAGGUUACUAAAGAAAUCAACUUACUUCGUUGCGAAACCUUUGAGUACAUGCUUUAAUCUAUCCGUAACGCAGGGUCGUUUACCAAAAGACUGGAAGAACACCAUAGUAAGUCCUGUCUUCGAAACAGUUAUGAAACAUAAACCUGAGAAUUACCAACCCGUUGGCCUAAUUUGUGUUGUUGUAAGAUUUUUAGAAAAGAUUAUUCGAAAGGAGCUGUUUAAGUAAUUCGAUGCAAACCGGAUCCUUUCGGAAAAGCAGCAUGGUUUUAUUAUAGGUUAUUCCUGCCUCACUAAAUUAUUAGUGGCUCGUGAAAACUGGUGAGCUCUUAAAGACCAAAAGUUACAUAAAAACGUAGCCUACACUGACUUCAGCAAAGCUUUUGACCAAGUUCCGCACAACCGGCUGCUAUAUAAGUUAAGAAAUGUCGGGGUUCGAGGGAAUCUAUUGUUGUGGGCAAAAGACUUUCUAGUUGGGCCAAAACUUAAGGACUACUGCACACUGUCGUGCAAUAGCCACCAAAGGUUUUAGAACUUUAUGGUCAAUAUGUAGGGCUUUUAGUCAUGUCGACGCUAAAACGCUUUUGACUCAGUAUACAAAGUUCGUGCGUACUAAACUCGAGCACUGCAUAGAAUUGAUUAGACCCUGCUUAAAAAGACAGUGACCUUCUAGAAAAGGUCCAGAGAUUCAGAUUUGUGUAGUAAGGACAGAACGCUUACGGCCUAUGUUAUUCCUUUUCUAGUAUGCUUCUGUGAGUGUCCAGUCUUCUCUUGAAUGAGUCGAUUGGAGAUGCGGACACCACUACUUCGGGUAACAGGUUCCAAGAAUUGAUGACUCGAUGUGAAAACCUGUGUACCAAGGGUAUUUUCUUCGCCCUUGGCUUUUCUACUCGCCUGCUAUUCCCUCUGAGAUAUCCCAAUAUAGUGGGAAGAAAAAGAGAGGAUAUAUUAGUCCCAAAAUCAUUACUUAAUAUUAUAUGCAUCAAAAUCAGAUCACCUCUUAAUCUGAGAUAGGACAGAGUAAAGAGGUCUAGCUUUUCAAGCCGAUCUUUGUAUGGUAGCUAGCCCCCAUAUGAUGCUCGACUGGCUAGGCUAAACCUAUUCCCGUUGUUAUAUUGAAGGACCAGAGGCUAAUACAUUAGUUUUUUGAACUACUUAGUAAUAAAUUUCCAUCUGAUAUGCCUUUACUUCCCUUGACUUCAAAAACAGAGAAUUUACGAGGACACUCCAAAAACUUCACAAGUUCAGAACAAAUUACUUAUCAGCUGAACAUCGACUUCCCAUCGAAUCAUCAGCGAGUGGAAUUCAUUACCACAGUAAGUGGUUGAGGCUCCAUCUGUCAACACUUUCAAAAGUUGGAUCAACUGAGAAACAACCAUUGCCAGGACUAACACAGGCCGUCAAGCCUCCAGUCCUUUCCAAACUGAAACUGAAAACUGUCAAUCUAAGAUUUCAGAAAUCCAAAUCUUAUAACCAAACAUCUAGAUCUCUCCACUAUUACCUCAUACGGAAAAGUUUACACAAACAGUGGCCAGGAUGAUACCAGUUUGUUGACCCGAGUUUGUGAGCCAAUGAAAAGUGAAGGAACAGUCUAGAAUAUUCUACGCAAAUCUACUCUGUUCCUAUUGGUCCAUUUGUUUCUAUUUUUAGAAACCAAACAAUAAAUUCUAGAACAUUCUAAACAGUAUUUAUAAAGGCACGCUCAGCGCGCGUUCGUUACUUGAUUUUGUGUUAGACGCUGUACAAUGCCCGAAUCAAUGGUUACCGAGCAACAACCUGAGGAGUUCGCGUUUCAGGCUGAGAUCGCCCAGCUUAUGAGCCUGAUUAUCAACACUUUCUACUCCAACAAAGAGAUAUUUCUUCGUGAGCUUAUAUCUAAUGCUAGUGACGCUCUGGACAAGUUGAGGUAUAAGAGUUUGACUGAUCCAUCAGUUCUUGAUUCCGGAGAAGAUAUGUAUGUCAAGUUGAUACCCAACAAGGAGGCUGGAACUUUGACUGUCCUGGAUACUGGUAUUGGUAUGACGAAAGCAGAUUUGAUUAAGAAUUUGGGUACGAUCGCUUCCUCUGGCACGAAGGCGUUUAUGGAGGCUCUGGCUGAUGGUGCAGAUAUAUCGAUGAUUGGUCAAUUUGGUGUAGGUUUCUAUUCUGCCUACCUUAUAGCCGACCGGGUUCAAGUAGUGACGAAAAAUAAUGAUGAUGACCAGUACAUUUGGGAGUCGUCCGCUGGUGGAACUUUCACAAUUGCACCAGAUGACAGUGAGUUGCCAAAACGAGGCACUAAGGUGAUAUUGCAUCUCAAAGAAGAUCAACUAGAUUUUCUUGAAGAGAGAAAAAUUCGAGAUAUAGUGAAGAAACAUUCUAAUUUUAUUAACUAUCCCAUCAAGCUGGUUGUUAAUAAAGAGCGGACCAAGGAAGUGUCUGAUGAUGAGGCUGAAAAGUCCGAGUCGAAAGAAACUGACGAGGCUGACGACAAACCGAAAGUCGAAGACCUAGAUGAAGACGAGGAAGAGGAGAAUAAGGAAAAGAAAAAUAAAAAGAAGGUUGUGGAGAAGUAUACUGAAGAAGAGCAACUGAACAAGCUUAAACCGCUCUGGACGCGUAAUCCCGAAGAUAUAAAUACAGAAGAGUAUGCCGAGUUUUACAAGUCGCUUACUAAUGACUGGGAGGACCAUCUUGCCGUGAAGCACUUCUCUGUUGAAGGACAGUUAGAGUUCCGAGCGUUGCUGUUUGUGCCUAAACGUGCACCUAUAGACAUGUUCGAAGGAUCGCGUAAGAAGCGAAACAAUAUCAAAUUGUAUGUGCGAAGAGUGCUGAUCAUGGAUACGUGUGAUGAUAUGAUUCCUGAGUACUUGAAUUUCGUCCGAGGCGUUGUGGAUAGUGAAGACCUGCCCCUUAACAUCAGUCGUGAGGUGUUGCAGCAGAACAACGUAUUGAAGGUUAUUCGUAAGAGCUUGGUCAGGAAAUGUAUUGAGCUAUUUGAGGAGAUAGCGGAGGAUAAAGAUAACUACAAGAAGUUUUACGAGCAAUACUCGAAAAGUAUAAAACUGGGCAUCCAUGAAGAUAGUGUUAAUAGGGGGAAGCUAUCCGACUUACUGCGUUUCUAUUCCUCAGCUUCUGGUGAUGAAAUGAUCAGCAUGAAGGAUUAUGUAUCACGUAUGAAGCCUGAACAACAAGAUAUUUACUACAUAACAGGUGAGUCAAAGCAAGCUGUAAUGAAUUCACCAUUUACUGAGAAGCUUACUCAACGUGGAUUCGAAGUACUGUUCAUGGUUGACCCGAUUGACGAAUAUGCUGUUACCCAUAUACGGCAAUACGAAAACAAGAAGCUGGUUUGUGUUACGAAGGACGGUCUUCAAUUACCUGAGAGUGACGAGGACAAAAAGCAAUUCGAAGAGCUGAAGUCGUCGUUCGAAACGCUGUGCAAAGAGAUCCAGCAAAUCCUCGGCAAGAACGUUGAGAAAGUUAGUAUUUCGAAUCGACUUACCAAUUCCCCAUGUUGCGUUGUAACUUCAGAGUUUGGAUGGUCUGCUAACAUGGAGAGGAUCCACGGGACCCGACGAACUGCAUCCCAGGUUACUAAAGAAAUUAACUUACUUCGUUGCGAAACCUUUAAGUACAUGCUUUAAUUUAUCCGUAACGCAGGGUCGUUUACCAAAAGACUGGAAGAACACCAUACAAAGAGCGGCUUGAAAAACUAGACCUAUUUACUCUGUCCUAUGGCAGAUAAAGAGGAGAUCUAAUUUGAUAUACAGAAUACUGAGAAAUGAUGUUAGACCUAACUUAUUAUCUGUUUUUCUUCACAUUAGAUCGGGACAUCUCAGAGGACUUAACAGCGCAGUGGAAAAGCGAACGAACAAAAUAUCAUUGGUAUACAGGUUUUCACAACGAGUCAUCAAUUCUUGGAACCUGCCGCCCGAAGCAGUGGUGUCUGCACCUUCAAUUGACUCAUUCAAGAUAAGACUGGACACUCACAGAAGCAUACCAGAAAAGGAAUAACAUAGGCC